This is a messenger RNA of Didymella exigua CBS 183.55, 543 nucleotides long. RefSeq lists its product as uncharacterized. NCBI's taxonomy places the organism in Eukaryota, Fungi, Ascomycota, Dothideomycetes, Pleosporales, Didymellaceae. The transcript has a single exon. The record is from RefSeq and is a predicted model, not a curated record. Bases 1 to 543 code for a protein of 180 amino acids.
AUGGCGGACGCAAAGAAGCAGUACAAGCAGAUCGAGCAACAAGUCCAACAAAAUGCCGACCGCGAAUCUGACUCAGAGCCGCAUGAGCGCACAACCAUGCAGCAGGAGAAGGCCAUCAACAGGAAGAAGCAAGAGAAGCGCGACCAGGGUCUACAGUCCGCACGCUCAAGAUCAUCAUCUCGCCGCGCCCGUCGCCAACGCAUCGAGAAAGGCAUCAAGGACGGGAAAUACAUGAUGACCUCCUCCCUCGAGGCGCUAGAAGAAGCUGACGCCAACGGCGACCUCCAGAAGAUGGGCAUGUUCGAGCGCAUUGGGCCGGACAGCACAUCCAUGGACGGUCCCGUGACACACGCCCGAGCGAUGCGCGGCGAGAUCCCCUUGCGAAGCACCAUGCCCAAUGACCCGUACGUCAUGGAGCCGGAGAAGAAGUCAGGCGGCGCGCUUGCCGACCAGGACGGUCUGAAGCUCACGCUCGAGGCGAACCUGGAGAUUGAGAUUGAGCUCAAGGCGUCGAUUCGCGGCGACUUGACUCUUUCGUUAUAG